This is a messenger RNA of Syzygium oleosum, 1821 nucleotides long. RefSeq lists its product as uncharacterized. The transcript has a single exon. The record is from RefSeq and is a predicted model, not a curated record. NCBI's taxonomy places the organism in Eukaryota, Viridiplantae, Streptophyta, Magnoliopsida, Myrtales, Myrtaceae. Bases 1 to 1821 code for a protein of 606 amino acids.
AUGUGUCUCUGGAAGAACUGGAGCAUCCAACUUUUUGUACUUCUCGGCUUGAUUUUCCAGAUCAUUCUUGCUGUAUUAGGAAGCCGCAGAAAAAUCUCUAGUGCCAAGACUAUCAGAUUCGUUAUUUGGGCAUCUUAUCCGCUUGGCUCUUAUAUCUCGACGCAUGCGCUUGGCAAGCUCACGAGCGUCAGCCUCAACAAGUCCGAGGAAGAGUACGAUACCGAACUAAUAGUGCUGUUGGCCCCUUUAACUCUACUGCUGCUGGGGAAUCCAGAUAGCAUCACCGCAUAUUCAAUGGAAGACAACUGGCUCGGCUGGAGGCGUGUAUUGAACCUCAUCGUCACAUUUCCUUUCGUGGUGUGGAUCCUAGUGCGAAGUUGGAAGACCUCCAUCCGGAUGAUACUGUACUUUCCGAUGUUUGUUGCUGGGAUAAUCGAGUACGGAGAAACAAUUUGGGCACUCUAUUCUGCGUAUGACGAGAGCACGAACAUGACACCAGUCACUCCAGGGGAUUUCAAUGAAGAAAAGGAGAUGUUCUUUGCACUCCUUACACGGAUGAACUGCCAAAAAGUCAUUCCCGAUCAGGAGAUUUACUUUGAGGCUUACUAUUGGUUUGAUUGCUUAAAGCCUCACCUUUUGGGCAGGCUGAAACACCCUUUCUUCAAGUUGGAUCGUAGGUGUCCGAUCAACCAAUACAGUCCUGAAGAUGUAUUCUUGAUAACCGAGAUGGAACUCGGGUUCACGUAUGGUGUCCUCUACACUAAAGCACCAGUUCUUUAUACCAAGCUCGGGAUCACGCUCCGGGUAAUCAGUUAUUUCAAUUUGCUGUUAACCUUAGGUGGAUUCAUGGGGCUUUUCUUUGACAAAUUCUUGAGAGAUCCGUACGUUAUCUACAUGUUUGGGCUGCUGAUUGGAGUCGUGCUUCGGGAAACUUACCAGUUGUUGAAGCUGUUCAAUUCGGAUUGGGUGAUUAUAAAAAUUACGAACCACCUUGAGAAUCCAAUGGUCCUGAAGUUUCUGCAAUUUCUUGUGAAACGAUCUCUGAAGAAGGAAAGGCGGUCUAACAGAAUUUGGCAAUUUAAUUUUCUGGAUUUCUGUCUAUCCGAGAAACAGCCCUGGCACUUCAAAAUCCUUAAACUGUUCGGCAAGGCGGAGAAGUUUAAGAGAUAUUGGUUAAAGAAAUCUAUGCAAAUUCCGAAGUAUGUGAAAGAAUUAUUGGUUAAAGACAUGAAAAAGUUUGAAAUAAAGAGAGACUAUCGACCCUUCACUAAAAGAGGCCAAUGGUCGCUCGGCGCUCACGAGUCUCUGGAUAAGCUCGAAUGGAGCAUCGAGAUGACAUUUGAUAGAAGCAUCAUCAUAUGGCACAUCGCAACCCAUGUUUGCUACCACUCAUGCCACAAAAAUUCAAAUAAUAAGGAGACGAGCAAACUGAUAUCAGAUCACAUGAUGUUUCUUCUGGUACAUCCUCAAAUACUCUCUUUGACCACAGCCGAGAUCACUUACCAUCACACCUACACAAAGCUCAAGACGUUCUUGAAUAAAUUCGCGAAAGAGAACAUCCUGAAAGUUCUAUUGGCGCCCGAUCCCGGGCAGGAAUGUAACUCCUUUGAAGCAGUUAUCACCAAAGGAUGGAAUGUCCUUGAGGAAGCGCGAACACUCGCGAGAGAGCUGAAAAGUACAAAAGACACAUGGCAGCUCGUCAGCAGCAUUUGGGUUGGGAUGCUAUGUUUCGCGGCAUACAAUUGCCAGCAAUACCAGCACGCGAAGCUACUGAGGCAGGGUGGAGACAUUAUCACUCAUGACGCAGCGUUCAACGAGUAA